This is a messenger RNA of Drosophila albomicans, 1063 nucleotides long. RefSeq lists its product as uncharacterized. The record is from RefSeq and is a predicted model, not a curated record. The transcript has 2 exons. The coding region runs from base 123 to 977 and encodes 284 amino acids. Lineage: Eukaryota; Metazoa; Arthropoda; Insecta; Diptera; Drosophilidae.
UAUACCCUCAUAUUCAGAUUGUCCACUCAAAAAAAUACAGAUAAAUUUCAGUUUAAUUUUUCAAAAUUUGAAAAAUAUUUAGGCCCCGUAUUAAAGUUAAAAGUUGAGCUGCGUUGAUCAUAAUGGCUGUUGUUCCACACUUGAUUUAUAUGUUUGAAUUUGUGAUUGAUGAUCUUGUGAUCACUCUCCAAAACUAUUGUGCCCCGGACGAAUAUCCAAUUUGUGUGGAAAUCAGCUUCCGCAAUUGCGUCUAUGUGAUUGUUUGUGAUCGUGAUUCUGGCAACUGUGUCGAUCCCUGUCGUCCCAAGACUGGCAAACGAUGCCUUUUCCCUCUGACAUCGCCCGUCACGGAGGAGGAUCGAUUGCAUAUUCAUGUCUACAAGCGACGAUCAAAUUGUUGCAAAUUCUUGCUUGGUCUGUCAGAGAUUUCCAUACAUACGCUAUUCAAACGCGUUGAUAAAGCAUUCGAAGCUCAGAAUGACGGUUGGUUGCAACGCUGGAUGGAUCAGCUGGCAGAUUUGCCCAGGAUGAAAGAUCCAGCCAGCAAUGUGAUGGACAGAUGCGAUUGCUUUGACUCCAGUUACGAGCGACGCGAACAAUUGUGUCCCGUCUCGUCGGUUAUCAAACAAUUGGUUCCCAUAUUCAAUCUCUGCAGUCGGCAAACAGGCAACAUUGUCCUAAUCAUUCGUCUGGCCUGUCAUGGGCCAACCAUCACAUCUGUCUAUUUCAGACGCGAAGAUGGAAAAACUGAAGCAAUGUCAAGUUCCAAGCAGCCACAGAUCUGUCCGUCCUCUGAGGCAGAAGAGCCACGAAAGUGUCAUAGAUCAUUUGCCUGCAAUCGUGAUAAACAGUGUCCAUGUAACAUUUGUGUGGAUGAGUGCGGUCGCAAGUGCCCUAAAGCGAAGCAAAAGAAAAGCAAAAAACAGGCCAAAAAGCACUGUCCUCCGAAAGUGGAAGAGGAAACUAUAGCGAUGUGAGUCACUCCAGACUGUGUUGUUGGCUGAAGUAAAUAAAAUGUAAAAAUGUGAAAAAAAAUGUAAAAAAAAAAUAAUGUAUUAACAAC